Strongylus vulgaris is the source of this 674-nucleotide messenger RNA. NCBI's taxonomy places the organism in Eukaryota, Metazoa, Nematoda, Chromadorea, Rhabditida, Strongylidae. The record is from the annotation of a GenBank genome assembly.
AUGUUACUCCAAAGUGCUUUCACUGAUUCGUCCGUUCGAAUACAAAUAGACGAAACUGAGGCUGCUAUCCGAAAACGCUACACUCCCGAAAUCGCUCUUAACGGUGAACCUGCUGAAGAACCUUUUUCCGACGUGGAAAUCAAGUCGGAUUCAGUACUUGCCACUACAAGCGAUAAGAGGUUAAAGGAACCUUUUUCCGACGUGGAAAUCAAGUCGGAUUCAGUACUUGCCACUACGAGCGAUAAGAGGUUAAAGGUAGUUGUAGUUUUCAAACCGUUUGUUAUACAUAUCUAUAAUGACUGCAACGAACUCGUUGGUCAAGUGAAUCGCGACGGAAAGUUGAAGUUUGAAGAGUAUCGCAAGAAGGAGGAAGGCAAAGAAUAUCCUGAAGGUUUUUGGGAAGAAACCUUCAAAAGUUUCACUGAUAGCAAACCUUUUGGAUCAAGUAGCGUUGGGGUAGACAUAUCUUUCAUUGGAUUCCGUACUGCCUAUGGUUUACCGGAACAUGCCGACUCUUUUGCCCUCAAGACUACCGUUGGAAAUACAGAUCCGUACAGAUUGUAUAAUCUCGAUGUUUUCGAAUAUGAAGUUGAUAAUCCUAUGUCACUUUACGUCGCUAUUCCGUACAUUAUCGCUCAUAAAGAUAAUGCUACUGUUGGAGCUUUGUGGUGAGU